AUGGAGCAGUGCCCUAGUUCAUCUAGAGCUGAUAGGAAAACCAUAGAGAAAAAUAGAAGGAAUCAAAUGAAAGCCCUAUACUCCAAGCUCAAUUCUCUUGUUCCCCAUCAACGUUCAAGGGAAGUGACAUCGCUACCGGAUCAGCUAGAUGAUGCUGUGAACUACAUCAAAAAGCUACAGAUGAACUUGGAGAAAAUGAGGGAGAAGAAAGAGUGCCUAAUGGGAAAUGAGAAGAGUGGAAAUAGUAAUGCAGGGUUUGUUGGUGGUGAAGUAAUGGGGGGAUUAAAAUCACCACAGAUUGAGAUUGAGAUUCAAGAAAUGGGUUCAGCUCUACAGGUUGUUCUGAUAACUGGGUUGGAUUAUCAGUUCAUGUUUAAUGAAUCAAUUCGCGUGCUUCAUGAAGAGGGAGCCGACAUUGUGAACGCCAGUUUUUCAAUUGUUGAAGAUACCAUUUUCCACACAAUACAUUCCAAGAUUGGAGAGUCUGCACCAGGCCCCGUAGCAGCAAGGAUAUCAGAGAGACUGAAAAAGCUUGUAAACGGUAGAGCUGGUUCAUUUUGA
Messenger RNA from Prunus armeniaca (apricot), 561 nucleotides. NCBI's taxonomy places the organism in Eukaryota, Viridiplantae, Streptophyta, Magnoliopsida, Rosales, Rosaceae. The record is from the annotation of a GenBank genome assembly.